UCCCGGCGGUGCCAUGGGGCGCGGGGCGGGCGGGGGGCGGCGUGGGGCCGUGGCUCUGCUGUGGGUGGCGGCCGUGCUGUGCCAGCUGGGCAGCGGCAGCGUCCUCCGCCGCCGGCUGCACUCGGCCGGGCUCCCGCAGCGGCGGCUGAGCGGCGGCGAGCGGCGGGACGUGCAGCGGGAGAUCCUGGCCGUGCUGGGGCUGCCCGGCCGGCCCCGGCCCCGCGCCCCCGCCCGCGCCCCCGCCGCCGCCGCGCCGCUCUUCAUGCUGGACCUGUACCACGCCGUGGCCGGCGAGGAGGAGGAGGAGGAGGAGGGUGAGGAAGCGGCGGUGUCGCGCCCGGUGCUCACCGGGCUCAGCACGCAGAGCCCCCCGCCCGGCAGCGUGGUGAGCCGAGCGGACACCGUGGUCAGCCUCGUCAACAUGGUGGAGCAGGACAGGGACCUGUUCUGGCCCAAGCCCUACUGGAAGGAGUUCAGGUUCGACCUGACCCAGGUGCCGGCGGGAGAGGCCGUGACGGCCGCGGAGUUUCGCAUCUACAAAUCCCGGGGAGCCCCCAGGGGCGCCAACAGCAGCCUCCAGCUCAGCAUCUACGAGGUGGCUGCACAGCAUCCCAACAGGGAAUCCGAGCUGUUCCUGCUGGAUGUGCAGGACCUGCCUGCUGGGACAGAGGGCUGGCUGGUGUUCGAUGUCACAGCCGCCAGCAGCCACUGGUCAGCGGAGCACAAACACAACCUGGGGCUGCGGCUCUAUGUGGAGAGCGAGGAUGGGCACAGCGUGGAUCCGGGCUCGGCCGGGCUCCUGGGGCGCCGGGGUCCCCGUUCCAAGCAGCCUUUCAUGGUGACAUUUUUCCGGGCCAGCCCCGGCCCCUCCCGUGUCACACGAGCGGCCAAAGCCCCGAGGAGGCGACAGCAGCCCAAGAAAUCCAAUGAUCUCCCCCACCCCAACAAGCUCCCCGGGAUUUUUGACGACGUCCACGCCGCGGAUGGGCGCCAGGUCUGCCGGCGCCACGAGCUCUACGUCAGCUUCCAGGACCUCGGCUGGCUGGAUUGGGUGAUUGCCCCCCAGGGAUACUCAGCCUAUUACUGCGAGGGGGAGUGUGCGUUCCCUCUGGACUCGUGCAUGAACGCCACCAACCACGCCAUCCUGCAGUCCCUGGUCCACCUGAUGAAGCCCGAGGCCGUGCCCAAGGCGUGCUGUGCCCCCACCAAGCUCAGCGCCACCUCUGUCCUCUACUACGACAGCAACAACAACGUCAUCCUCAAGAAGCACCGGAACAUGGUGGUGAAAUCCUGCGGCUGCCACUGAUGGACAGGUCCCAGUCCCACCCCUGAGAGUCCCAUUGCCACCCCUGGAUGUCCCAUUCUCAUCCCUGGAUGUCCCAUUGCCACCCCUGAGUGUCCCAUUCUCAUCCCUGGAUGUCCCAUUGCCACCCCUGGAUGUCCCAUCCUCACCUGAGUGUCCCAUCUCCAUCCCUGGCUGUCCUAUAUCCGUCCCUGGAUGUCCCAUUGCCACCUCCGAGUGUCCCAUGAGUGUCCCAUUGCCACCCCCGAGUGUCCCAUUGCCACCCCACAGUGUCCCAUUCCCUACUCUGGAUGUCCCAUCCCCACUCUGGCUGUCCCAUUUCCACCCCUGGAUGUCCCAUCCCCACCCUGAGUGUCCCAUUCCCUACUUUGGCUCUCCCAUCCCCACUCCUAGAUGUCCCAUUCCCAUCCCUGGAUGUCCCAUUCCCACUCCUGGAUGUCCCAUUGCCACCCCUGAGUGU
Molecule: messenger RNA, 1763 nt
Organism: Prinia subflava (tawny-flanked prinia)
Lineage: Eukaryota; Metazoa; Chordata; Aves; Passeriformes; Cisticolidae
Product: bone morphogenetic protein 8B-like
Exons: 7
Coding region: 14-1306 (430 amino acids)
Cellular component (GO): extracellular region
Molecular function (GO): cytokine activity; growth factor activity
Source: RefSeq, a predicted model, not a curated record